Molecule: messenger RNA, 2231 nt
Organism: Mercenaria mercenaria
Lineage: Eukaryota; Metazoa; Mollusca; Bivalvia; Venerida; Veneridae
Exons: 10
Coding region: 1110-2231 (373 amino acids)
Source: RefSeq, a predicted model, not a curated record
UGAUAGACACUGAUCCGACUACUUCGUCCUCGUAGAAAGGCUGUAAGCUGAACACUAUCUGGCAGUUCUUUAUUUCAUUUGAAAUCCACUUAAAAUAUCUAAUAAAGUUAUUUCGACAUUUUCUAGAAUAUCAGAUUUUCAGAGACUUAUAUUCCCAUAAAGAACUAUAUCGCUUCUAUGCACAAAGAGAAAGAAAACCGAGAUUGACUUUCAUAUAAGAAGGGUACAAUUUAUUUAAUAUAAUCCUCUAAAUUUUUUACCCCUUUUACUUCUUUCGAUAUCUUUUCGAGCUAUUUUUAUUCAGCAUGCGAUAAGAACAUGGUGAUUUCGACAGAAUACUACAAAACAUUCUAAAACGCAGUAAAAUUAAACAAAAUACGAUGCUGUUGAAAAGGGCACGAGGAAAGAAGAAUAUGACUUUUCUUUUAUUUUUGGACUACUUGUUGUUCAUUAUGCUCAACAUAACUGAUACUGAAAGAUUUGCGAAGUACAUGAUACUGGUAUACGAUCCGUACACUAAAUGGAAACAACUUUAGGCUUGACAAUACAAUUGCAAUUUAUUUUUAUUUAAACUUAGAAAUCUCAUAAUCGAUUUUAAACACUUAGCUGAAUUUGAUCGAGUAUUUUUGAUGUGAAAAGUAAAAGUAGACUCCUUCCAAGGAAGCCUUCCAAUCAUUGUAAUAUAUGUCAUAUAUCGCAGAACUGGCCACACAAAAAUGGAAACUAGAAGAGAUAGUUCUUGAAAUACCGUCAACAAGAUAUAUUUCAAUUACAUGAAUAAUAUAAAAAGCGUAAGAAGUGUGGAUUAAAAUGCGGGGAGGAUGAAGGAGAGUUGUAUCUAAAUUGGGAGGGAUAUAACUCCACCACUACACGUAACAUGUGUAUAACAUAACGAUAAGAACAAAAAAGAAAUUAUGAUUUCUUCGGGAAAUGUUAAAUCCGGAUAUAACACUGCAUUUUGCAUCUUGUAUUUGGUAAAAAAGAAAUAUAGCAAAAAGCAAAGUUUAUAACCGUUUAGAUAAACAUUUGAAGGAAAGUAAAACUCUUUAUUUUCCUUGUAAUGUUUAUCUCAUUAUUAGUUACAAAAUGUGUAUUUCUUUCAACGAGUCAUGUGGAUAUAUUUUGUAACAGGUUUAGUGCUUGUGGUAGGCACUUACGUUUCUGAACAACAUGAUUUUACUCGGAAUAUCUUCUGCAACAACGAGGUUCAAACGUGGUAUGAGGCUGCAGAGGUAUGUAAAAUUGGCGGGGGAAAACUGGUUGCCUAUGAUACAGGUUUAGGCAAAUCUAUAGCAGAGCUAAAUCUAAUACAAGAAGUAGAUAUCUGGACAGCCGAUUAUGCAAGAACAAAGACUUGGAAUGGAAAUAGAAUGAUAAGAAAUGACGGUUUCACGAACUUGUGUGGUUUCAGUUAUGCUAACAGCACGUCCUUGUCAAUACGUGAUGAGCUUUUCGGCGAUUGCUAUACAAAAAGACGUUACUUUUGCAUGAAUUCAACAACAUUCAAGAUAGACGUCUUUGAAAAUGAUCGUUUUCAUAUUCGCUGCAACGACACCUUUUAUUCUGAGGAUUUAGCGCGUACAUGUAUAAAACCAGGUUUUUUUUUCUGGACAAGUACAAUUUUGACGGCAAACAUAGAAAGAGAAACGCUACAAACUCAAACUGCAGAUGUCUUGUGCGGAGCGUAUACAAAAGACAUAGGGAACUACUUUAUCAACUGUAACACCAAACGUUUGUCGUUAUGCCAAGGUCAUGAUGGAGAAAACUACCCUUUCUCCAAAGGAUGUUUCAGUGAUGUGGUUAACGGAACCACAACAUCAACUCUUCUGAUCAAUCAAUCAUUUGAAUCCUCAACGGAAAUUCAAGAUAUUGGUCUGGAGGUUGGACUACCUAUUGCAGGUUGUUUGAUAAUACUGCUUGGAGUUAUAAUUUUCAUAAGUGUCAAUAAAAGGAUGAAACAAAAGAGCAACGUCUGUAGCGACAAUCACACUAAAGAUGAAACAAACACACAUACCAAUAACGAUCUUAAUAUGUAUGAAUCUCUUAGUCAAAGAAACACUGUUGAAAGCUCUUAUAGCUUUCUUGAAGUACCUUGCUCGGAAAUUGAGGAAAAGUCUCCCAUGAGGUUGGAAAAGAACUUUGCAAACAAUUACAACCAUUAUAACAACCGACAACAAACCAACCGAGUUAUCACACUGUACACUAUAACAGACAACCAUUCAAUAGGCUGA